Coregonus clupeaformis (lake whitefish) is the source of this 3787-nucleotide messenger RNA. Its product is annotated as CCN family member 1-like. Gene Ontology annotation, cellular component: extracellular region. Gene Ontology annotation, molecular function: protein binding. NCBI's taxonomy places the organism in Eukaryota, Metazoa, Chordata, Actinopteri, Salmoniformes, Salmonidae. The record is from RefSeq and is a predicted model, not a curated record. Gene Ontology annotation, biological process: signal transduction. Bases 202 to 1323 code for a protein of 373 amino acids. The transcript is spliced from 5 exons.
UACAGUAACACUGUGACGAUCUCGAGGAAGGGAGAAAAACAAAAAUUUUCUACACUUCAACGACUUCUAUUCAUCUAACGCAACUGUGCGACUGUAGUAUAUUUUUAAAAGUUCAGAACUGCAUUCAAGCGGACUAAUAACAAGAUCAGAGCUUGUUUUUUUGACAACUGUCUACUGUUUUAUUGGAAUUUAUCAAUAGUUAUGGCAAAACUUAUCAUCUUUGUUUUCUUGACAAUGGCAGUCACCAGACAGGUGGGUGCCAGCUGCCCGGCGGUGUGUGAGUGCCCAGCCAUGCCCCUCUCGUGCCCCCCCGGGGUGAGUGCGGUGGCCGACGGCUGCAGGUGCUGCAAGGUGUGUGCCUCCCAGCUGAACCAGGACUGCAGCCCCACGAUGCCCUGCGACCACCACAAGGGACUGGAGUGUAACUACGGCAAUGACGUGACCCUGGCCCAGGGCAUCUGCAGGGCAAAAACAGACGGUCGUACGUGUGAGUACAACGGGAGGAUCUACCAGAACGGCGAGGAUUUCCGCGCCGGCUGUAAACACCAGUGUACCUGCAUCGACGGCGUCGUGGGCUGUUCUCUGCUCUGUGCCAACCGUCUGCCCCCCGCCACCCCCUCCUGCCCCUAUCCCCAGCUGGUCAGGGUGCCAGGGCAGUGCUGCUUCACUGUGGACUGCCACAAGGGUACCGGGCGCCUUCCCCCCACCAAGCAACAUCACCAACCAACACAACCCAAACCUCAGCCAGACCAGUACCAGCCAGAUAACACACUGGCCAAUGAGCUGGUGGAGAGAGGCAAGGUCUGGGAGAAUGAACAAGGCUACAAGCACCUGCCUGUAUGGAAGCAUUCGUUAGAGAAGUGUGUUGUCCAGACAACGGACUGGUCCCAGUGCUCACGAAGCUGUGGGAUGGGAGUGUCCUCACGCAUCACCAACGACAACGGCCAGUGUAAGCUGGAUAGAGAGACGCGCCUCUGCACCAUCCGUCCCUGCGGUGACGUAGCCGUCCCGCCCAAGAAGGGCAAGAAAUGCUCCCCGACCCCAAAAGCCCCAGAACCCAUGCGUCUGUCGUAUGGCGAGUGUCAGAGUGUCCGCCUGUACCGGCCCAACUACUGCGGUGCGUGUACGGAUGGUCGCUGCUGUUCGCCACAUCGCACGCGCACCGUCCCUGUGACCUUUGUGUGCCCGGAUGGUGAGCGUUUCCAGAGAGCCGCCAUGUUCAUCCAGUCGUGCAAGUGUAGCAAGGAAUGCGGCCAUCUCAACGAAGUGGCCUUGCCACCACAGCACUGGAUGUAUGGAGACACACAUAAGUUCAUCGACUAGCUUGACCGUGUUUGAAAAGAAUCCUCAAAGUUGACUGAGAACAUUGACAAGGGAAGGGUGACAUUUUUUAAAUAAAUACCAUGGGCCUUGAGGGUGUUUUUCUCUGCAGGCUUCAAAUAACAGAACUGAGCUUCACAAUAGGCUCUCAGUAAAAGCCUGGCACUAUAAUAACUAACUCCCAAAUAGUAAAGUACUUACUGUAUGUUUGACUGGAGUGGUUUUGAUUGACAGGUGAUCGAUCCACUCCUGAAUGUUCCUCAGACAUGGGUCUGAACUGAGGCCUACAGUCCCACCUGGUGUUUUUGUUUAGUUACGGUUUGACAUAAUGAACAAGACCCAGCCGCGAGUUGCUAAGGCCUCCACAGCAACGACAGAGAGAAACAGACGACAACACAGCACUGUGUUGUAGAAUAGAAACACAUGAACUUGAAGGAACUGUACAGGGUUAUUUGCUGUAUAAAGUGAUAUGAUGCUUUGCCACUAACCAGGGCCGUAUUCACUAGGCACCAAAUGGAAGAAAAGAGUCUGACACAGCGACGGACAAGCUGAAGUUGUUCAAUAAGAAAGGCUUGUUUUGGGUAUCCGUUGCAAAACAUUUUGCUAGGAUGUGCACUAAUGACUACAACCCAGCUAUAUGAGGGCUGGAGUGAUACCGGGGCAUCCCACAAUGCACUAAGAACAGUGACUAUAGAAGUUAAGUGACAUCAAGACUGGAUGGGCUGAAACGUCUUGACAAAGAGACUGACAAGUUGGAGCAUGGGUACUCGUGAUAUUAACGUUAUUUAUUCGUAUUCUUAUCCAAAGAACUUGACACUAACUCUCUGCAAUACAAAGUGACGUUCAGUGUAGUUGGGAUGAUGAGCUGUCUAAAAUCAGAGAUUUAUGUGAGAGGUGGUAAUGAAAGAAAUGUGUGUCUCAAAUGGCACACUAUUCCCUAUAUAGUGCACAAAGUAGUUCUCUAUGCAUGGAAUGGUAAUGAUAGAUAGCCUGUCUCCACUGACUGCAAUACUAAAAGGAGCUCUGUCUGUAAAUGAGACGUGUUCAGAAAUGACUGGACCAAUACCAAUUUACUUCAAAUGACCUCUAAUCUCUUACCAUCUUCAGAUUCAGAUACGUUUUAUUAGCAUGAAUGACAAAGCCACUGUUGCAAAAGCGAAGUGAGAUAAUGUAACCAACAAUAACAGUACAAAUAAUAAAUGCAUAAUAAUAAUAAUAAUAAUAAUAAUAAUGAGAAUAAUAAUAGAGAAUAAUAAAUGAUUAAUAACAUUGGAUAAUAAUCUUCAAUAUUAUGUACAUGUUUGGGAUUCAUUCAUGUAUUGUAUGCUGUUCCUGAAAUCCGAAAAACUAUUGCUUAUACAGCUUUAAUUAUUUUUUGUUACUCCAAAACUAUAAUAUGAAAUAUUUUACUAUAUAACUGUAAAAUACAAUUGUACAACGUCUACUUCAAAUGUAUGUUUGUCAUAACUGAGAAUGUGUAGCCAAGCUAUUAAAUGUCACCAGUGUAUGUUGGUGUUUACGUGAUACAAAGCUGACCUGUGUGCUUCAGCGUUUCAGUUACAUGUGAUGUUUUAUUUUAACUUGACUUGUACCGUUUCAAAUUCUCUCAUUUGGCAGUCAUUUGAUUAGCCGUUAGUAAGAGGUUGGUCAACUUAAAGGGAUAGUUCCUAAAACACACCAACUUGGCUGCUGACAUGCUCACUUUCUUGGGAAUGUGUUAAAGGGAUAGUUCACCCAAAUUACAAUACAACAUAUUGGUUUCCUUACCCUGUUAGCAGUCUAUGGACAAGGUAUGACAGUAAUCACUGCUUUGGUUUUGUUUACAUAGUCACUGUUUCCACUGUUGGCACAAAUUCAAUGCAAGUCAAUGGUACCGAUAUAAGCAUUUUUCACGCUUCAUGUCCAAAUCAUCUAUAAGUAACUUCCCUGAGCUACACAAUCAAUUUGAGAUACUUUAGGAUGAUUUGGUUACUAAGUGAAAAAUUGCUAAUAUCAGUACCUUUGACUUACAUUUGGAUUUGACUACACAUGCUAAAAAGUUAAGAUUUGGAGACAGUGACCAGGUAAACAAAACCCAAGCAUGGAUUGCUGUUAUGCCUUGUCCAUAGACUGCUAACAGGAUAAGGAAACCAAUAGCCUGUAUGCCAUUUUGUGAUUUGGGUGAACUAUCCCUAACAGUGGACUAAUGAACAAAAUACUAAACUGUUCCUUUAAGACUAUACCGUUAAGGUGGGGUGAAAAGGAUGAUAAAAAGCCACUCCAUUAUUUGUAUCACUGAACAGGAACCCCAGUAUUGAUUAUGUCAACAGAAACACACAGGGUCCGGAUGGAGGGUGCACAGACUAGACCAGUCAUUAUGGGGCAGAAAGUAUGGGGAGACCCAUUGGGGUUUAGACCUAUUAUCAAAUGUAUUUACAUUUUAGUCAUUUAGCAGACGCUCUUAUCCAGAGCGACUUAUAUGAGCAAU